AGUUUUAAAAAUUUCAAAUUCAAGUAACUAUUAACUAGUUUACUAGUACUCUGUUUAUUAAUAUAUUUUGUGAAAAAUGGCACUAAAUAAAUUUAUGCAUCCCCGUAACAUUUACAAAAACCCGCCAGACUUUCGUGAACUCGCCAAAAAGUAUGAGGAAUUUUCAAAAGUUGCUAAAACGGACGUAUCUGGAAAAGUUAGUAUAGAUUUCAAAAAUCCUCAUGCAUUGAGGAUUUUAACAAAAUGCCUCUUGAAAUCUGAUUUUAAUCUUGAUGUGAAGAUACCUGAGGAUAGGCUGGUACCUACGCUUCCCUUAAGACUCAAUUACAUCCUCUGGAUUGAAGAUUUAUUAAGUUGUAUUGGACCUUGCGAUUUUGUAAGGGGUAUUGACAUAGGAACAGGAGCAUGUGCUAUUUACCCGCUACUAGCAGCAGUAAAAAAUAAAUGGCUUAUGGUUGGUACAGAAACUGAUGGUGAAAGUUAUAAUAAUGCAAUAGAAAAUGUUACAAAUAACAAAUUAGAAAAUUUAAUUGAAUUGAGAAAGAACAGUACAAAUACUACCAUUGAGCAUUUGUUUGAUGAUGACAACUCCCUUAUCUAUCAGUUUACAAUGUGCAACCCACCGUUCUACACUAACAUACAAGAACUUUGGGAAUCCCGAAGUCCAGCAAGGCCACCACCAAAAAAUGGUUUUACUGGUUCACCUCAGGAACUCAUAACAGAAGGAGGAGAGUUGCAGUUUUGCCGGCAAAUUAUUGAAGAAAGUAAAAAAGUUAAAGAUAAAAUAUUAAUUUUUACUACAAUGGUGGGGCACAAAUACAACCUCAAAGAGCUGAUAAUUGAUUUAAAAGCAGAAGGAAUUAAGCAUGCUACAACAGAGUUCUGUCAGGGUCGGAUUACAAGAUGGGGUCUAGCAUGGACAUUUCAAGACUAUGAUUUUUCUAAAAUAGAAUUGCAUAUAGACAAAUCCAAGAAGAAAAGUAGCACUAUUGUGUUUAGUUUACCUGAAAUUGAAGGUGUAGAAAACAGCUUUGAUAAUAUUUAUACAAAAACCAAAGAAAUUCUGCAGAAUUUACACUUAACAUAUAAAAUUAUCACAAAAAGAAAUAAUGAAAUUGUAUUAGACAUUAUGGCUAUGUCUAAUACUUGGUCAAACCAGAGGCGAAAACGCAGAUUAAUGAAAAGAAUGUGUGAAACAGGUGCCAAAAAACCAAAAGCUAAUGAUGUAUCUGCACUGGCAGCUCAUAUAGAAUCUUCUCAGUCCGCAACUACUAAUAAUGAAAAAAGGAAAGAUAAGCUGCAAGAGAAAAUAGAACUUAAUAAUACAAGUGAGGAAAGUAAAGGAGAAUUAAGUAACCCAGGCACAACCAAUGAACCUGUAGUACAUUCAAUAAUGAAGAUACAGUAUAAAAGUAGAGAUUCCUUCAUUGAAAUGGAAUUUAUUAGUGGAUCUGCUGGCAAAGAAGGCUUGCAUCAAAUUAUCCAAUACAUUAAAAAUAAUUGGAAGUAAAA
This is a messenger RNA of Aricia agestis (brown argus), 1512 nucleotides long. Its product is annotated as U6 small nuclear RNA (adenine-(43)-N(6))-methyltransferase. Gene Ontology annotation, molecular function: 23S rRNA (adenine(1618)-N(6))-methyltransferase activity. The record is from RefSeq and is a predicted model, not a curated record. Gene Ontology annotation, cellular component: nucleus. The coding region runs from base 77 to 1510 and encodes 477 amino acids. The transcript is spliced from 7 exons. Lineage: Eukaryota; Metazoa; Arthropoda; Insecta; Lepidoptera; Lycaenidae. Gene Ontology annotation, biological process: rRNA base methylation.